UCAAUAUGCACUUCUUAUGUUUGAAUCGGGUACGCGGUCCGCAUCUUUCUUCGACUAUUUGUUUUGGAUAUUGGAAGCCGUACUCAGUACAGUAAAAAUCAAGUCAUUGUGUUCAAGUAUUACAUUUUAGCUGCAAAACUAAUAAAUUAUAUUUACUUUAUUGCGUGUUUCAUUUUUACGCAUAUAAGUUGAUUUACCGGUGACUAAAAUUUAUUUGUUGUGUUCGCCUUCAAUGUGAUACAUUCGUAUGGAAUAAAGUGCGAGAAAAAAAUACGCAGACAUAAAAUUGAGUUAUUAUUAUUAUUAUAAACAAAGUAAAUCCACAGAAAUAAAAGAACCACACACAGUCCCACACACAAACCGUACAGAAACAAGCAAAAGAAAUUAAAAAUAUAAAUAUGGAAAGAUGGGCUGGUCGUGUUGCUGUUGUCACUGGUGCGUCUAGUGGAAUUGGUUCAGCAAUUUGUGCCGAAUUAGUCAAACAUGGUAUGAUUGUGUGCGGUUUGACGCGUCGCAAAGAUAAACUCGAACCGUUGCGUUUGAGUCUGUUUGGUGCCGAAGGUCAGUUGAAUGCCGUUGAUUGUGAUAUAACCAAUGAAGAUUCAGUGAAGCGGGCAUAUCAAUGGAUCGAAAAAACAUUGGGUGGUAUCGAUUUGCUCAUCAAUAAUGCUGGUGUUGUUAGUCAGUGCAUGCUCUUGGAUGACAAUAAUAUACGUGAUUUACGAUCAAUGCUGGAGGCAAACCUUAUCGGCUUAUGCAUUUGUACUCGCGAUGCAAUCAAACUAAUGAGACAACGCGGUUUUGAUGGUCAUGUCGUUAAUAUUAAUAGCAUAUUUGGGCACAAAGUUAACACAUGUGUACCUGGGUCAAAGCCAAUAAAUGGCAUGUAUCCAGCAUGUAAAUUCGCAUUAACGGCACUCACCGAGUGUUUACGCCAAGAAGUUUCAUACAUCGAAAUGGGCAUAAAAGUAACGAAUAUAAGUCCGGGCUUAGUGGAGAAUGAUAUUUUGACAACCCAUGAAGGCGAUAAUAAUGAAUUAGUAAAAUAUAUGCCCCGUCUGAAGGGCGAAGAUGUUGCCAAAGCUGUUGUAUUUGCAAUCACGACACCACAGCACGUUUUAAUCCAAGAUAUUAUUCUGAAACCAAUGGGAGAAUUUCUUUAAUUGACACCACUUAAACAUUUGCAACAAAUUGAGUAUUUUAAUUCUAUGUUUUUAAAAAAAAUAAUGAAAAAAAUGCAAAAUUUUAUGAAAUUUGCACACAAACACAUACACACACGAUUCUACACUUAUUUAUGUUUAGUGAGUAAAUUUUAUUCGUGCUUAGUUACUAGAUUCUGUAUGAAAUAACGAACGACACACACACACACGGUUUUCAAAUAAAUAUUCUGAAAAAUUUAUGUAA
Messenger RNA from Contarinia nasturtii (swede midge), 1404 nucleotides. Its product is annotated as farnesol dehydrogenase-like. Gene Ontology annotation, molecular function: oxidoreductase activity. The record is from RefSeq and is a predicted model, not a curated record. Lineage: Eukaryota; Metazoa; Arthropoda; Insecta; Diptera; Cecidomyiidae. The coding region runs from base 399 to 1163 and encodes 254 amino acids. The transcript has 5 exons.